UGGCAGUGUGCGGUAAGAGGUAACCUAACGAGUGUUAGUGGCGCUUCUUCUGUGCUGUGGCUCACAUUUCGGUAGUAGAGGCCGAGACUGUCUUGGCAACGGCGACCUCUGCAGAGACGGCUUUGGCUUUUGGAGGAGUGGCAGCGCACGGCUUGGAGGAGGGGCUUCUGGUUAGCCCAGCCCUUAUUCUGCAUACCUAAUUGGACUUGGAGACCUUGCCCACUUCUCUUCUGCCUGGCCUUCCACAAGCAGCUGGAAGGUGAACCGGAGAGCGGCAGAAUAUCCUGAAUAGGGAGCUUGCAAGGUUCUAUCAUAAUGAAUGGAUCUAGUGUGGCAAAUACAUCACCCAGUGUAAAAUCCAAAGAGGACCAAGGGUUAAAUGGGCACGAUGAGAAGGAAAACCCAUUUGCAGAGUACAUGUGGAUGGAAAAUGAAGAGGAUUUCAACAGACAGGUGGAAGAGGAGCUGCAGGAACAAGACUUUUUGGAUCGCUGCUUCCAGGAGAUGCUGGAUGAAGAAGACCAAGACUGGUUUAUUCCGUCACGAGACCUGCCUCAGGCGAUGGGACAGUUGCAACAGCAGUUAAAUGGACUGUCGGUUAGUGAUGGACAUGAUUCUGAAGAUAUUUUGAGCAAAAGUAACCUGAACCCAGAUGCCAAGGAGUUUAUUCCAGGAGUGAAGUACUAAGCUAAGAAAGCUUUGAGAAGGACUUUUUUGUCCCCACAUCUGGGGAUAGUGAUGCACAAUAAGUUGGACCUGAAGAGGGGGGAGGGUCGGGGAGGGGUGCAUAGCAGGGAAGGGAAAUGGUGGUUUAAUGAUACUGUGACUGAGUAACUAAUGUGCUCAGUCUUACUCUACAAGCCUCUGAGUAUUUCUCUUUCAUUCUACUGAAUUUUGUUUGGAGCAGUUUCCUAUUUUGUUUUGUUUUUAAUUAGCUCUAGUUAAGGAAAUUGCAUUCCCCCCCCCUUCUUUAGCAAUGUUCUAUUGUGUGUUUAGACAAAAUAAGCUGACCUAGGAAAACUGGGUGUUUAAGAAAUGCCCUUCCCACCCUGCUGUGUACUUAACCAGGGCAGCAAACACCUGGAGAGCCACUUGUGGAGCGAUGGGAAGAGGGGUGAGCAGCAGCAGCAGGAAGUACAACCACAACUUGACGCUCCACUCCCUUGACUCCAGGGAUUGCCCUGAACCCCAUUUGAGAAAACACAAAGACUUAAAAGUACUUGGUUUGUGGUAACUCUUUUGAUGGUUGAUGAAGGUUAUGAUCAGAAUUGGAGACUGAUUGUGAUUGUCACUUGAGUCAUUUAGUUAUGUUGUACCAUUCUUAAGCCUUUGUUUACAGCUACCAUCAGAUUCACCAUUUAUAAGUACUAGCGCUGCUGAUUUGCCACAUUGUCCCUCGUGGUAUUAAUUCCCAUCUCCUUUCCACCCCACCCUAUUCUGUUUUUCAGAAAAGACAUUGUUACCAAAGGCAUACGAAAGGCCUUCUGUACUGGCCAUCAGCAUGGGUUUGAAGAAGUCAUCCUUUUUAAUCCUGUUUUUGUUUUUUGUUUUUCUGUCUUAAGUUUAUUUGGAUAAUUUAUUUCUUUGACAGCCCCAUCCUCCCAGUAUCUUAAUUCUAUCAGAUUAGUAUACAGUUUUUCAAGGAAAUCUAUUUUUCAAAACUAGGGGCGGCACCCGUGGCUCAGUUGGUAAGGCGCCGGCCCCAUAUACCGAGGGUGGCGGGUUUAAACCUGGCCCCGGCUGAACUGCAACCAAAAAAUAGCUGGGCGUUGUGGCGGGCGCCUGUAGUCCCAGCUACUUGGGAGGCUGAGGCAAGAGAAUCGCUUAAGCCCAGGAGUUGGAGGUUGCUGUGAGCUGUGUGAUGCCAUGGCACUCUACCGAGGGCCAUAAAGAAAACAAAACACUAUCAAGAAGCUAAAUUCUGUUAAGAUGCUUGUUGCCAUCUUAACAGAAUUGUGGAAAGGAACUCAAAAACAGCCCAGGAGAGUGAGUCCUGUUUGACCCGUGUGACUGUAUACCUGACCCUCCAGGAUAUUUUCAGCUAUUAUAAAAUAUUACUGUUCCCGCAUACCCAGUUUUGUGAGUUUCCUAGGAUGACCUUUCUGGGUAUGUGCCUUUUGUCUUUCUUGCCUAUAACUCACUGGGGUCUUUUGUUGAUGUUCUCAAGAAACUAAACUGGAUGCCAGGAGUUACCUUGGUGUGUAUAGAUGGCACUAUGGUGUGUAAACAAGAAUGCAUCCAGUCCUGGCCAGAGAACUACAGUGGCUUCUGUCUGGCUGCUACUGUGCUGUGUAACCAGCCUAUAAGGUAAAGAUCAGGUAGCUUGAGAUAAAGUCAGUGUAAAUUCAGUAUGUGGAUGUGGGACAGAGGUUGGAAAGAAAAGACUAGGGUCAGGAAAACUUAAGACAUUCUUUUAUUUAUGAUCUCCUUUGUUGACUUUUGAACAGCUGCAGGCUCAUGUCACUGUCAGAGUUAACAUACCAACUCACAUCUUUUGCCUCCUUUAAGUCUGUAAGAUAGUAUCAUUUGAGAAAUGGCCUCCUUUGUUGUCAUGUGUCAUAGGAGAGUAGCUUAAGGGACUUGUAUUGCCUAGUAUGUUAAUUCCCAAAGCUUCUACCUUCAGAGAAUGAAACUGUUAACUCUUUUUCAGGGAGGAGGACUAUGAAUAAAGAAACGUCUUUAUUCCAGAUUCAGCUUUCAUCUGGGUCUGUUACCUCUAAUAAAGACAGGGCAUUGGAAAUUCUUUGAGUAGAGGAAAUCUCUCUCUUCUGAAGCUGCUUGUCCUCCUUCAGCCUCCAUUAGCCUGUCUAAGCUCAGAAUUCUGAAGGCUUUUGAAAAUGUGUUAGGAUUGCAGAAAGAAAGGGACUCAACUUUCCUUCUGCUCUGUUGGUCCAUUUUGGAUGUCAAUUUUCAGCAUGGUUCCACAAAGCAUGUUUGGCCAGGACUAAGAAAACUUCCUGCCAGUGGAGCCUGGAAAGUAGGGCUGGAGGUUCCAGUCCUGUUCAGACAGAGUGUGCCAACUCCAGGUUCAGGAAGCAGCCAGCAUAGUGACUCUUUUUAUUAUACUAUGCAGGACUUGUGCAUCCAAUUCCUCUUAAGGCCCAACUCUUUUUGCCAUCUAUUUUAUGUUGUGAGGUGGAAGCACAACUGUCACCCACAUCACAGGCUCAGCUAUAGUUAGAGUUUGCCACCUUCUACACAGAAAAUGCACAUGGGUCUUGUUGGACCCUCACUGAGGAAAGGCUGCAAGCCUCUGUCUCAGACUUUUCCUUAGAGCAAGAUUCUGGGUACAAGCCAGGUUGGACUUUAUCCUGUAUUGGUGAGGUUUGUAUUUAUAAGUGAUUAGUUUGAUGUUGAAUUUAAGCCCCUACGCUGUUCUAACUUUUUAAAUGGCAACUGGAAGUUUGAGAACGUGUAUAAAAGUGAAACUACUUUCUAACAGUUGCUAAUCUGGAUCAGCCAGUGUUAGUUUAUUACUAAGUGAUUUCUGAUUAUUGUGAUUAUUUAUUUGACUCUAAAACUCCAGGAUGAAAAUAAUUUUAUCACUAUCUCUUCAAGGGAAUACAAAUACAAAGGAAUGCCUUUUCGGUUUCUGCCGGCCUUUGAACUGCAGCAGAAAAUUCAAGGAUACAGUCUAGGGCUGGGUACAGGCAGCUCUGGGUCCUUGGAUCAGUAUCUGACUACAGUAGAUGACUUUUGGAAAUUACAUAAGGUCAAACAAAUUAUGAGGAAAAGAUCAUAAAGAAAAGGCUGGACCUUUGUAGCACCCUUAGUUUCCAAAGUCCUAGCAGCUGGGAUCUCUUUAAUUAAGGUUAUAAUGCUAACCCUGUCUUUAAAAUAAAUGUUUUUAGUGAAAUAAUAAACAGCAUUUUCCAAAUUGUUUACUGUUGCAAUGGCAAAGUUUUCCCUGAUUUUGGACAGAUUGGUAAGUAAGGAGGUCAGGUGAAUACUCUGGCAGUUAACACACGUUGGAGAGGAAGGUUGUAUGAAGAGAUAGCCAAAGGAAACAGCCUGAAUGAAUCUUCUUGCAUUAGGGCUGCUGCAAACCCCAUGCUGUCUACCUUGCUGUCAUUGGAGGCAUAAGCCUUCUUCAGUAAAGGUCCCACCAUUACUGGCUAAUAAUCUUUCUUCAUUUAGUUGAUAUUGAGGUAUGAGAUCCAGUAAAGACCUGACAAAUCUGUUCAAGAUUUGAAGAUGUCUACCUACUGGGAAAGACUUUAUCCCCAGCCACUCUUCUCUGGAAUAAUGUAAACAUCAUCAGUUUGAGAAUAGGGUGGAGAGAACAGGAUUGAUCCUGGUUUGAUAUGUAGGGGAUCUGGAGCUCCUCCUGCCUCAGCCCACAAUCCCCCAUGUGGAUCAUUUCACUCCUCAUUCCCCAUAGGGAUCAUAAGUUCUGCUGGUCUCACUAUAGAGUACAGAGUACCUCCUGCUGCUGCUGUUUAGCUGUCUUGUGAAUUUCAUCUCUAGACUUGGUUAGUCACAACUUAGAAGAAUUGUUUUUGGUUUUUACCUUGUUUUAAUCUUCUGUAUUGAAGCUGCUACUGGUGACAGCAACAAGGGAGCAGGAGGCUGACCUAAGGAAAACACACAAGUUUCCUGCCUUCUGCCCAACCCCUGCUGCUGUUCCCAGUCCCCAGUCUGGUUUUGUGGGAGGGAGGGGUCAUGAGAAUAGGACAGCUGGAUACACUGAUCUCUACAGGGUGUCUGCCAAGAGAUUCACAUCUUCCAUUUCCAGGGGACAGGAGAGAACUGUAUGAGGGACAGAUGCACCAUCUUUAUUUUAAAAGGAAAAGCCCCUUCAGAUUUUGUUGAGUUUCAUUUGUGACAUUUGCUGAGCUUCCUUCUCUAAUCCUACCUUCUUACUGGCUACCUUUCACCUAAAAAUAGUAAAUAUUCUAGGCCAUAAAAAUAGAGAUAAUAGUAAAACAUUGAAACAUGUUACUAAAAUGUUUACUAUAAAACAGUAAAACAUUUCACUCUGUAAAUCAACACUAAUAAUCCUGUCCUGUUGAGUGUGAGCCUUCAAAAAUGUUUAAUGUUUGAAGGGUAGUUUUUGAGGCAGGGACAAAAAAAAAAAACUUUGAUGAGGCUUUUUUUUUUGGUAGAGACAGAGUCUCACUGUACCACCCUCGGGUAAAGUGCCGUGGCGUCACACGGCUCACAGCAACCUCUAACUCUUGGGCUUACGCGAUUCUCUUGCCUCAGCCUCUCAAGCAGCUGGGACUACAGGCGCCCGCCACAACGCCCGGCUAUUUUUUGGUUGCAGUUUGGCCGGGGCUGGGCUUGAACCCUCCACCCUCGGCAUAUGGGGCUGGCGCCCUCCCCACUGAGCCACAGGCGCCGCCCUGAUGAGGCAUAUUUUAACAUAUCAUAAAAUUCACCCAUUUCAGCUGUCCAAUUCAGUGAUUUUGAGUAACUUUCCUCAGUGAUGCAGUUGUGACCAUUACUCAGUUUUAGGAUAUUUUCCUCCCAGUAAGAUCCUUCAUGCUCAUUUAUAGUCAGUCCCUGUUCCCACCCCAGCCCUAGGCAACAACUUUCCUAUUUUCUCUCUAUAAAUUUGCCUUUCCUAGACAUUUCUUGUCAGUGGAAUCACACAUAUAUGGUCUCUUGUGUCUGGCUCUUUUUACUUAGCAUAUUUUUGAGGUUCAUCCUUGACAUGUUAACAAGUUUUAGUAGUUCCUUUU
Nycticebus coucang (slow loris) is the source of this 5684-nucleotide messenger RNA. RefSeq names its product poly(A) binding protein interacting protein 2B (gene PAIP2B). Gene Ontology annotation, cellular component: cytoplasm. Gene Ontology annotation, biological process: negative regulation of translational initiation. The record is from RefSeq and is a predicted model, not a curated record. The transcript has 6 exons. Gene Ontology annotation, molecular function: mRNA regulatory element binding translation repressor activity. NCBI's taxonomy places the organism in Eukaryota, Metazoa, Chordata, Mammalia, Primates, Lorisidae. The coding region runs from base 316 to 687 and encodes 123 amino acids.